AUGAAGUCCUCACCCACAACUUCCACCCCGAGCGCCGCCUCGACGUCCUCUGCGUCGACAUCCGACCUCCAGCAGCACGCCCUCGGCCACGGCCUCCUGAACCAAUUCGGGCAAUUCAUCCCGAAACACGCCCUAUUCCAAGUCAAUGUCGAGAUAGACCAGCUGUCCAAUGUCCCCCUCAUUAAUGGACAAUUUGCGGUGCGCUGGAAGUUCAAGAACGUACAGACCUCCGGACUGCUCUCGAGGAUGCGCGGGAAUCAGUCCUGGUCGUCGAAAGGGAGGGAUAACAUGAAGGGCAAAGGGCGUGCGUCGGAGCUCGGACUCGCGAUCGAGGUGACCCCCGCGGAUGAGGACGAGGAGGAAGGAAAUGAGAGCAGUCCGCAGGAGGAGGGCACGGAGGACGAGAUGUACCACCGCGCAAGCGGGUCGUCUCUCGAUCUCCUCGCGCCGUAUACCCCUGACACAGCAAUGCCGCCCCUUACUCCGGUGACCGCGACACCUGCGGAUAUGCACAAGACGACAUCCGCAACAUCGGUUGCAUCCACCACGACAGCAGUAGCACGUGGGAUCACCCCCUUCCAGCCGCUGCAGAAUUACAACGCGAAGUGGGGCCACCAGGUGAACGUGGUCCUGCAGAUGGACGUUAAUCGGGAGACGGGCGAUUUGUUGCCGAACGAAGUGAAGUUCGUGGUGAUGCAGCGGGUCGUCCCCGGAGAUCCGGACGCCCCCAAACAGCCUCGCCUGGGUGCCGUCUACCUCAACCUUGCAGAAUACGCUGACGCAGGGCCUGUAACUCGUCGGUACCUACUCCGCGAGAGCAAGACCAAUGCAACGCUCAAGCUCACCAUCACGCUGGAGCACGUCGGAGGCACAAAGAACUACCGCCCUCCGCCCUUGGCCAAAGGGGAGAUCCUCGCAUCCGUCACGGGCCUGCUCGCAAACAACGACCUCAUGCGGACGAGCAUCGCGCGGCAACUCGACGACUUCACGCACGCGAACCACUCCGGGCCGCAGACGUUCAUGCAGGAGGACGGGCGUGCGGAUGGAGACGGGCUCGCGUCCGCGUCCGGGCUGCGCGCGACGGAGGACCUCAUCGAGACGCUCUUCAACCCGCUCCCGAGCGCGUCGCCUGCGCCCUCGCCCUUCACGUAUUUCGCCCCUGCCGCGGCGAGGCAGAACAGCGUCGGCAGCAUCGGCUCGGUCGACAGCCAGAGCGACGCGUACUCCGUGGCGCGGAGCUCGACGCGCAGCGGGAGCAGUGACGAGAUGCGCGUGGAGGUCAGCGUGGAGAAGCUGGGGGUGGGCAGCACGCCAGACUUGAAUGCGCUGGAGUCGCCCCGCGACGCGAAGGGCGCGUGGUGGAAGGUGCGCAGCCGCCCGAACACACCACUCGGGAAGCACUUCAAGCUGCCGUCGCCGCUGCCUCAACGACACGCGGAGUCGAUUCAUGCGUGA
Molecule: messenger RNA, 1455 nt
Organism: Fomitopsis serialis
Lineage: Eukaryota; Fungi; Basidiomycota; Agaricomycetes; Polyporales; Fomitopsidaceae
Product: N-terminal C2 in EEIG1 and EHBP1 proteins-domain-containing protein
Exons: 3
Coding region: 1-1455 (484 amino acids)
Source: RefSeq, a predicted model, not a curated record